Molecule: messenger RNA, 1482 nt
Organism: Serpula lacrymans var. lacrymans S7.9
Lineage: Eukaryota; Fungi; Basidiomycota; Agaricomycetes; Boletales; Serpulaceae
Exons: 9
Coding region: 1-1482 (493 amino acids)
Molecular function (GO): iron ion binding; monooxygenase activity; oxidoreductase activity, acting on paired donors, with incorporation or reduction of molecular oxygen
Source: RefSeq, a predicted model, not a curated record
AUGUUUGAAGCAGUAAAUUUACGCUCCACAGCUGUUGCUCUCUUGUUUGCUGUUUUCGUCGGUGUUACGAGGUAUCUACUCCGGAAGACAGCGACUAGGAACAGCCCGCCGUUCCCCCCUGGUCCUCCACAGCUGCCUAUAGUGGGAAAUGCCCUCGGAAUCGACUCUGCUGCCCCUUGGAUUACUUACAAGCAAUGGGGAAAUACCUAUGGUGACAUCAUAUACUCUCGUCUCUUCAACCAGGAUAUCAUCGUUAUCAAUUCGGAGAAAAUAGCAAAAGACCUCUUGGAAAAGCGCUCGACCAACUAUUCAGAUAGGCCCUUUAUUAUUACUAUAGAAAUGUUUGGUUGGACUUUCAAUUCCGCAUUCUUGCGCUAUGGGCACAAGUGGAGACAACACAGGCGAUUAUUCCAUGAACAGUUGAGGCCCGUUGCGGCACUUUCCUAUCGUCCUUUGCAUAUGCAAAAAACACACCAACUGCUCAUCGAUAUACUUGAAGCACCUAAAGCAUUUGCACACCACUUACAAGCAAUGACUGCUUCCACUAUCAUGUCGAUCAUAUAUGGUUAUGAAAUCGAGCAUUGGAAUGAUCCCCUCGUGGCAGUUAUUGAGGAGGCUGCAGCGCGAGGCUUUGAAGUUGUGACACCUGAGGCAUCUGCCGUCCUGGUUUUACACCUUCCAUCUUGGUUUCCUGGAGCAGGCUUCAAACGACGAGCACGAAAAUGCUAUAAAAUAACAAACGAGAUGAUAGAGAGGCCAUUUCUACAUACAAAAAAGCUCAUGGAUUCUAAUAGCGCCCCAACUUGUAUGGUCACCAACCUGUUGAAUCGAAUAAAGGGUGAGGAUAACUAUGACGAACUUGAAAAAGUCAUCAAAAGUGUCGCUUCUACUUCAGUUAUUGGUGAGGACACUAUCCUUACACUUCUAGUUUUAACACUCUUUUCUACAAUUUGCUUUCUGUCAGCGGCAUCAGAGACUACCACCUCCACUCUCCUCAUCUUCGUCCUUGCAAUGGUACUUUACCCGCAUGUUCAAGUUCGGGCGCAAGCAGAAAUCGAUUCCUUUAUAGGCAAGGAAAGGUUACCUACCUUCGAUGAUCGCCAUUCCUUGCCUUAUGUAGAAGCUGUGGUCCGUGAGACACUUAGAUGGCAACCUGUUGGACCUUUGGGUGAGUUAAAAAGAAUUUUCUUAUUUAAUUUUUUUUCAGGAGCAACUGUGGUCGCAAAUGCUUGGGCAAUGUCACGCAAUGAAGCCAAGUAUCCCAAUCCCUCGGAAUUCAUUCCAGAGAGGUUUUUUACUGCUGAGGGCAAGCUCAAUGACGACAAGGUCAAUUAUGCGUUCGGAUUUGGUCGGCGUAUUUGCGUUGGUCAAAACCUAGCUGAUGCAGCUGUAUGGGCAGCUGUAGUUUCAAUUCUAGCGGUUUUCAAACUUAUAAAGGCAAAGGAUGAUCAAGGGAUCGAAAUUGAUAUUGAGCCACAAUGA